Molecule: messenger RNA, 2450 nt
Organism: Epinephelus lanceolatus (giant grouper)
Lineage: Eukaryota; Metazoa; Chordata; Actinopteri; Perciformes; Serranidae
Product: E3 ubiquitin-protein ligase TRIM21-like
Molecular function (GO): protein binding
Source: RefSeq, a predicted model, not a curated record
GCAGAGCAGCACUCAAGACAAAUCUCUCUGGUUCUCUCUCAGCUUAAUCCAGCAGGUUUUUCCCAACAACAAAUACUGAGUGUAGACAUGGCUGCUGCCAGCUGUCUGCUGACUGAACAUCAGUUCCUGUGCUCCAUCUGUCUGGAUGUGUUCACUGAUCCAGUCACCAUACCAUGUGGACACAACUUCUGCAAAUCCUGCAUCACUGAACACUGGGAUAUUAACAUCCCAAGUCAGUGUCCUAACUGUAAAAGGGUUUUUAACACCAGACCUCAGCUGCACAUCAACACGUUCAUCUCUGAGAUGGCUGCUCAGUUCAGACAGUCAGCUCAACAGAAACCAGGAGAAGUUCCCCGUGAAGUCUACUCAGGAACCAAACUGAAGGCCUUGGUGUUGUGCCUGUUCUAUGUGGUGUGUUUUAUGAGUGUCUGCAUGCUCAGGAUGGUUUUAGAUAAGGAAAGACAUGGUGUUGUUCCUCUGAAAGAAUAUGUGCAUAAAAAGGUUGUGCUGGGGAAGACAGAGGUGGAAAUUCAGCAGAUGAUCCAGAAGAGACGACUCAAGAUUAAGGAGAUCAAACGCUCAGUGGAGCUCAGCUGGAAGGACGCUGGCAGUGAGAUAGCAGAUGGUGUUCAGGUCUUCACCGCUCUGAAGGAGUCUGUUGAGAAAAGCCAGGCCGAGCUCAUGGACACGAUCAUAGAGAAGCAUACAAAGACAGAGGAACAGGCUGAAGGCUUCAUCAAAGAGUUGAAACAGGAAAUAUCUGAACUGAAGAAGAGAAGAGCUGAAAUGAAGCAGCCCUCACACUCUUAUGACCACCUCCACUUCCUCCAAAGCUUCUUGUCCCUGAACGCUCACAAGGACUGGACAGAAAUCAAUGUCUGUCCACCUUCAUAUAAGGGAACUUUGAGGAGAGCUGUGAAUCAGUUGCUUGCUGGAGCUGAGCUGAAGAGGGUCCAGCAGUAUGCAGUUGAUGUGACACUUGAUCCUGAUACAGCAAAUCCCUUUCUUGUCCUAUCUAAUGAUAAAAAACAAGUAUAUGAUGGUGAUAUACAGGUGAAUCUCCCAGACAACCCAGAGAGAUUUGAUUCUUGUGUUAAUGUCCUAGCAAAGCAGAGUUUCAUUUCAGGAAGAUUUUAUUUUGAGGUUCAGGUUGAAGGGAAGACUGAGUGGACUUUAGGAGUGGCCAGAGAGUCGAUCAAAAGGAAAGGAUACAUCACAGUGAGCCCUCAGAAAGGUUACUGGACAAUAUCUUUGAGGAAUGAAAAUGAGUACUGUGCUUGUGCUGGCCCUGAUGUCAGUCUCUCUCUGAAGUCUCGGCCUAAGAAGGUGGGAGUGUUUGUGGAUUAUGAGGAGGGUCUAGUUUCCUUUUAUGAUGUUGAUUCUGCAGCUCUUAUCUACUCCUUUACUGGCUGCUCCUUCAGUGAGAAACUCUACCCAUUCCUCCGCCCCAGUCUUAAUUAUGGUGGUAAAAACUCUGCCCCUCUGAUCAUCUCUGCUGUCCAUCACUGAGUAGUACAACCAUUUCAUUUUCUACAGAAAGAUCCACUUUCAUUUGUAAUAAAUCUAUUUUUGUUGUAGGGCUGUGAAGUUCUGGUCAGUUGGUCGAUAUGCUCUUUGCUGAUCAAAGUCUCUUUGGUUGAACAGUCGCUGUUGUUACUUAAUUAAUGCUGUGUGUUUCCUUUCUCAGCUGGAAAUGGCAGUUGUUGUUAGGCACCAUCACAGAAUGGUUGGUCUUCAUGGUUUUUCUCCUGCUCCUUCUUCACUGUGGCUGGAUGGCUGGUGACAAUGACAGGUGCAGCAUUUUACCCAGUUCAAGGCUGGAUUAUAAAGCUACUGAAAGGGAUGCAAUCACACCGGAGCCCUUGUUGGCGUGGCAGGAUGGCUACCGUACUGGACUAAAAAUAGUAAGUCUCCUUAGUAAUGUUUGUAUGACAUCAUUAACCCCAGAGUUAACUUCUGUAGUAUCCAGUAUGUCAUAUUUUUCUCAGCAGUCCUGUGGCAUUCCACUCGCCUGUACACAAAGUUUACUUGCCCUGGGCGAGUGUUGAUGUUGAGCUCUGUGACAGGAAAAAAACACUUUGAUGGACUCAUCUACCAGGUAGAGUGCACUGUGGCCAAUUUAGUUAACCAAGAGAUAACGUACUUAUCUUUUUCCUGAUCAACCAAUCAAUUGAUUGAAGAGUACGCAGAAUUUCAGACGACCAAGAUUUUCUAUUGAAUACAGCUCUAAUUUAAUGGUGACAUAUGGUGUAUUCAUUGUUGGGGUUUUCUUUCACAUCAGGGAUGUCAGUUUGGGUUAACCUGCAAAAAGCUGUGUAACGGGAAAAUAUUUAUAUAUAUACAUCCACGGGUACGAGCAGGGGUAAAGGGGUAACUACACACGGGGAAGCAGUGGGUGAGAAAAAAAAAAAAAUUUAUAUUUUUCCAGAAUAAAACAAAUGAAAAAGAUA